AUGGCGAGCACCAAGCGAGGUUCUGAUGAAGGAGUAGCACUUUGUUUAUCAGUGGUGCUGCUAGGAAUAAAGGGACUUAUUGGGCAUAUUGAAGGAAGGAAGGAAGAAAUGGUAUUUAAUAAUGAUGCAAAGCGACUUUUUGGUACAACCAAUUUGUAUGAAAUUUUGCAAUUACAUGGCUCGAAAAAAGUUCGGCAAAAUUACACUCGUGAAGAAAUAAAAAAAGCGUAUUUGAAGCUUACACUGAAAUAUCAUCCAGAUCGAUGUUAUGGUGAUAAUGAAAAAGUGGAAGCGACUCAAAAAUUUCAGAUAUUAAACAAAGCUUAUUCCAUUUUAGACAAUAAGGAGAAGCGUAAAAUAUACGACGAUACUGGUGUCAUAAACGAUGAAGAAAUUUGCUAUAACGAUGUGGAUUUGUCUACUUUGUGGAAAGCAGCGUUUAAAAAAAUUACGAAAGCUGAUUUAGAAAGUUAUAUAAAAGAAUACAGAGAAUCUGGUGAAGAACGUGAAGACGUUAAAAAAUCUUAUGAGAAUCAUAAAGGUGAUAUGGGAAAAAUUAUGAACGACAUUAUUGGCGUGAGCUUUGAAGAUGAAGAUCGUAUUAGAAAUAUGAUCAACGAAAUGAUUGAAAAUGGUGAAUUGAAAUUAACCAAAAGUUUUGUGAAUGAAUCGCGGCAAAAGAGAGCGAAACGUCAAAAAGCUGCUAAGAAAGAAGCGAAGGAAGCAGCUAAAAUGCUCAAAGAAAUUGAAGAAAAAGAAGGAUCGAAAAGUUUAGUUGCUUUAAUUCAAGAUCGGCAGAAAAAUAAAAUGAAUGGUUAUGAUAAAUUUUGUGAUGAACUUGCUGCAAAAUAUUGUAAUAAGCCGGCAAGUCGUAAACGAAAAGCCUCCUGA
Messenger RNA from Dracunculus medinensis (Guinea worm), 891 nucleotides. Lineage: Eukaryota; Metazoa; Nematoda; Chromadorea; Rhabditida; Dracunculidae. The record is from the annotation of a GenBank genome assembly.